GUCAUUACUAUGCGUCGCGUUUUCCUCAGUGGUGUCUCGCUGUCUCGCCAAGUGCUGUCCUUGGGCUGGCCGGGUUCGCGUCACCCGCUGGCCUUGACCUCCGGCUCCUAGCGCUCCGACCCCACAGUGAAGGGUGCCGGACAGGCCCGGCCGUCGGGGCCAGGUGCUGAUGCUGAUCUUUGGUAGGAGAAGGUUGCUCACAGCUCUGCUGCAGGCUCAGAAGCCCUUUCAACCCUGCAGAAACAUGAGACUGGUGCAGUUCCAGGCACCGCACCUGGCAGGGCCUCGCCUGGGCCUCGAGUCAGGGAGUGGUGGUGACGUAAUUGACCUCAAUGCCUUUGACCCCACACUCCCCACAACAAUGAUACAGUUCCUGGAGCAGGGAGAGGCCUCCCUGUCCGUGGCAAGAAGGGCCCUGGCUGCGCAGCUGCCAGUCCUCCCACGGUCAGAGGUGACCUUCCUGGCCCCAGUCACACAUCCAGACAAAGUGGUGUGCGUGGGUUUGAAUUACGUGGACCACUGCAAAGAACAGAACGUGCCCGUGCCCAAGGAGCCCAUCAUUUUCAGCAAGUUUGGCAGCUCCAUCGUGGGGCCCUACGACGAUAUCCUCCUGCCACCCGAGAGCCAGGAGGUGGACUGGGAGGUGGAGCUGGCCUUCGUCAUUGGGAAGAAAGGAAAGCACAUCCAGGCCACAGAUGCCAUGGCUCAUGUGGCAGGCUUCACCGUGGCUCAUGACGUGAGUGCUCGGGACUGGCAAGUAAGACGCAAUGGGAAGCAGUGGCUAUUGGGAAAAACCUUUGACACCUUCUGCCCUCUGGGCCCCGCUUUGGUCACCAAGGACAGUGUAGCAGAUCCGCACAACCUGAGCAUCUGCUGCCGCGUGAACGGGGAGCUGGUGCAGAGCAGCAACACCAAGCAGAUGGUGUUCAAGACGGAGCAGCUCGUAGCCUGGGUCUCCCAGUUUGUCACCCUAUACCCGGGGGACGUCUUCUUGACUGGGACGCCUCCGGGCGUGGGGAUGUUCAGGAAGCCACCCGUCUUUCUCAAGAAGGGGGAUGAAGUCCAGUGCGAGAUUGAAGAACUUGGGGUCAUUGUCAACAAGGUGGUGUGACGGCUCCCGCACAGCCCAGAGUGGCACGGGAUGGCCACCUACUGCCGACCCAGUGCUGGGCUCCCCCAGGCUGCCCUUCAACAGCUGGGAGGAAGCUGGAAGCCUCUGCAAUAAACGUACUGAGCAGAGCAACAA
This is a messenger RNA of Cavia porcellus (domestic guinea pig), 1246 nucleotides long. RefSeq names its product fumarylacetoacetate hydrolase domain-containing protein 2A (gene Fahd2a). The coding region runs from base 170 to 1111 and encodes 313 amino acids. NCBI's taxonomy places the organism in Eukaryota, Metazoa, Chordata, Mammalia, Rodentia, Caviidae. The record is from RefSeq and is a predicted model, not a curated record. The transcript has 8 exons. Gene Ontology annotation, molecular function: catalytic activity.